Messenger RNA from Rhipicephalus microplus (southern cattle tick), 1710 nucleotides. Its product is annotated as putative serine carboxypeptidase CPVL. Gene Ontology annotation, molecular function: serine-type carboxypeptidase activity. Gene Ontology annotation, biological process: proteolysis. Lineage: Eukaryota; Metazoa; Arthropoda; Arachnida; Ixodida; Ixodidae. The record is from RefSeq and is a predicted model, not a curated record.
CGGAACUUGAGAGAACAAGACGAGUUCUGUGCACAAUUUUUCAGCGGCCCCUUUAAUCGCUGGUUACAAUGACGUUGUUCCAGUUCCUGGAAGGAUUUCUUAUUACAUUCGUUGUUUUCUCGGCGUGUAAAGGCGACACUUACGAGCAAAAUUAUGAAAGCCUCUUUGCAGAUUCCGAGAGUACGAGUUCACCCUGUGCAUAUCUCGACCGGGCAGCACCAUUUGAGGACCUCCUUCUUAAUGCAACCAAUAACCGGAUACCCCAACAAGAACUCCUUGAAAUGAGAAUGGCGAGUCGUGUGUGCUUGCCAGAGCCGUGUGCCCACUUGAAAGCGUACUCUGGUUUUAUUCCUGUCGAUGAAGACCGGUCUUCGUAUUUGUUCUUCUUGCUCAUCAAAGCCACGCAAGAACCACGGACAAAACCUUUAUUGCUGUGGUUGCAAGGUGGACCAGGAAAAUCGUCGCUCUUCGGCCAGUUCCUUGAGAAUGGACCGCUCGGUAUCAACGCCUCCGGAGCACUUUAUUACCGGCAUCACACACUGGUCAAGCAGUUUCACGUCAUCUAUUUGGAUCAGCCAGUGGGAUCGGGGUUCAGCUUCGACAAGCGUGGAGUGUACCCCAGAACACUUGAUCAGGCGUCUGCACACGUCAUGAGAUUCUUGAGACGCUUUCUGAGGCUUUUCCCCGAAUACCAUGAACGAAGUUUCUACAUCGCUGGGGAGUCUUACGGAGCCCGAUCAGCUAUUGGAGUAGCGGAAAAGAUAAUGACACGGUACCCUUGGGAGCUUCCACUGCACCUGGAAGGAGUUAUGCUUGGCGUUGGCUUCCUUUUCCCGCUAUUAGAAUUAAUCAACUCAACUGAUUACCUUUAUUACACCGGUAUGCUUGACGACCACGGUCGUCAGUCGUUCGCGCAGCGAUUCAAUGAGAUUCAAAUCCUCGUUAAUGAAGGAAAAAUCCCAAUGGCCGCAGGACUACUCAGCCAAACGGUUCUCAAUUUGCGCAGCGGCAAAGAUCAAAGUUUAUACGAAAAAUUGACCGGUUUCAAGCACCACGGUAGUGUGGUAAGAGCCCAACGGCCAGCAGAAGUUGCGGCGUACAUGUCCUGCGCUAAUAGCGAAGAAUUCAAGAAUAGGAUUCACGUGGACCCUUCUAGAACUCUAGACGGUACGCGCAUGAAGAUAGCUAUGAAUCUGGCCGUCGGAGACUUUUUUGAGAACCACACGGAAACAUUAUUGGCCGUUAUCAACAACAGACACACGCUUUUGUACACAGCCCAGCUGGACGCUGUGUUUCCGGCUGUAAACAUCGAAAGAUGCUUUGAAAACCUCGAAUGGCGAGGUCAGAGCCAGUUUAAUAAGGCUAAACGUCGUCUCUGGUACCGAAACGACAAUUCUUCGCUCGAGCUCCUAGGUUAUGAGAAAAGGGCGGGCGCACUAACCUUCAGCACGGUGCUCUUCGGCGGCCAUUACGUGUCCUUCGAUCGAUCAUCGGCAAUAAGUGAUUUGUACAAGCGAUUUUUAGAGUCAAGAGCAGCAGGCCCUCCCAGUGAAACCGAGCAAACAUAGCAGUCUCCGUCAGAUGUUGUUUUCAUGUGCGUUGAAAGGCUUCUACGCUUUACGUCAUAAAUUGUUUAGCACUUAUGGCGAUGGGAUUUAAAUCUAUGUUCAUCUUGGUACAGUUCCAAUAAACUUUAUUUUGUUCGUGUGA